Myripristis murdjan (pinecone soldierfish) is the source of this 6229-nucleotide messenger RNA. RefSeq names its product myosin light chain kinase, smooth muscle-like. The record is from RefSeq and is a predicted model, not a curated record. NCBI's taxonomy places the organism in Eukaryota, Metazoa, Chordata, Actinopteri, Holocentriformes, Holocentridae. Gene Ontology annotation, molecular function: protein binding; protein kinase activity; ATP binding. Gene Ontology annotation, biological process: protein phosphorylation.
AGCUGCAGGAGCGCGGCUCCCCUCCUCCUGGUCCCGGAUCAGAGCCCAGCAGCAGCCGCUAUAAAGUGUGGAUCAGCGGAAGCAGCUCAGUGCGGAGCCCCGAGGCAGAGCGCGACCCGCAGCCGGAGGAGAGGCACCGCAGCCCGGACACACAGCACACGCCGCUCCGCUGCGUCCCGAGUCAGAGGAGUGACGCUGCCGCCCUGCAGGAGCAAGAUGACUGACAAAACCCGGGUCUCCAAGGCAACCAGCUUGUCACCGGGGCACGGUUCCCAUGGCAAUGAGCCUCCUGCCUUCAUCCUGCCUCCACGUAACGCCCGGGUCAGCCUGGGGGGCGUGGCCCGCCUUGAGGGGAAGGUUCGGGGCGACCCGGAGCCCCAGGUCACAUGGUACAGGGACGGCCGGGCUGUGAUUGGUGGAGAGCGCUGUGCCGUGGAGCAAGGCGGGCGUGGAACCUUCAGCCUGGUGGUGGGCGGAGUCACGGAGGAAGAUUUAGGCAGUUACACCUGUCAGGCAGCCAAUCAGGCAGGCAGCCGCCAGGUUACCGUGGAGAUCCUGCUGGAAGAGAACUCUGGGAAGAAAUAUGGCCUCCCGUCCUCCAUGAAACCAGGGGGUUGGCGUGCGGUCCCGGCAGUGGACGGCAGGCCCAGCAUCUGGGGCGAGAGCCCCCCGAGGUUCAUCACCAAGCCCAGCAGGGUGUUCUCCAGGCCGGGACAGACCUCCAAGUUCUCCGUCAAGACCACAGGACGGCCUCAGCCCUGCAUCACCUGGCUCAGGGGGGAGGCGGAGCUUCAGUCCAGUGGGCGGGUCAGUAUGUACGAGCGCUCUGGCCUGCACUUCUUGGAAAUACAGGAAGUGUGCCUGGAUGAUGCAGGAAGUUACACGUGCUCGGUCACCAACUGCGCCGGCACAGCAACCGCCACCGCCGAGCUCAUCGUCCAGGGCGCUCCGGCCGGCUCAGACAGCGGGACCCUGCAGCCCAGCGCUGGCCGUAGCCUGUCAGAGAAGCAGGAGGAUGCCGGGCCUGGGCCUGCAGCGAGCUGGAAGAGCAAACCCCCCGUCCAGCUCCCCCUGCAGGCUGGGAGGAGAACUGCAGCCGCCACACCACCCCCUGCUGGCGUUGAUCAGGUGCAGUCAGUGAGUCCGUCUGUCCCUGUGCAGACAGACAGCUGCAGAGCCAUCAGGCAGCCAGGGCCAGGGCCCAGCCUGCGGGGCCGGGCCCCUCCUGUGGACCGGCACGUCACCUGCCCAGGUGCGGCUCGGCGGGCCCCGCUGUUCGUCGGGCCCCUCCGAGGCUGCUGGGUAACGGAGGGACAGGAAGUGACGCUGUUCUGCUCGGUGGAGGGAAACCCGACGCCGUCUGUCCACUGGCUGUUGGGAGGACGUCCUGUUCCAGCCGGCGCUCUGUGCUCCUAUGAAGGGGGCGUGGCCAAGCUGACCAUCCAGAAUGCAGUGCAGCGCGACGAGGGCGUGUACGUGUGUGUGGCGGAGAGCAGCGAGGGCCGAGCGGAGUGCAGCGCCCGGGUCCAGGUCAAAGGCAGGAAGCUGGGCCGCAGGUCAGAGGUCACAGAGGUCAGAGGUGUGUGUGCAGCUCCGGUCUUCACCAGCAGACUGAGCGACCUGCAGGUGAUGGACGGCAGUCAGGUGACCAUGACGGUGGAGCUCACAGGUCACCCGCCUCCUCAGGUGCUGUGGCUGCACGACGGACAGGAAGUGGCCGAGUCGGAGGACUUCCACCUGCACAGGAAGCAGAACGUGUGCACGCUGCUGAUCCAGGAAGUGUUCCCCGAGGACACGGGAACCUACACCUGCCACGCCUGGAACCCCCACGGAGAGGACCGCACCGAGGCCCGGCUGACCGUGCAGGAGCCUCAGGACGGCGUGCAGCCCUGGUUCAUCACCCGGCCGAAGGCGGCGUGCGCUGUGGCCGGGCAGCACGUCCUGCUGUCCUGCGCCAUCGCCGGCGAGCCGUUCCCUCAGUUCAGCUGGAGCCGGGCGGGGCGGCGGCGACCUCUGACCUCCGCGGGAGAGUUCCAGCUGCUGCAGAAGGACGACGUGGUGUCGCUGCUCAUCAGGAGGGUCCAGAGGCAUCACGCUGGGGACUACGUGAUCAGCCUGAGGAAUAAGGUUGGGGAGUGCAGUUGUGUUGUCAGUCUGUCCGUCACUGAUGGAGGAGCCGUGGACAGCAGCUCGACAGGAGGAGGAGGAGGAGGAGGAGGAGGAGGAGGAGCAGUGGCCGGUGGUCCUGCGGCGCUGAGAGGAGGUGCCAGAGGAGAAGGAGGCGGCGUGGAGGAUAGACGCAGCAGCAGCAGCAGCAGCAGAGUGAGUCGGCAGUGGCAGGAGGCCAACGAGGAGACGCAGGAGGACGAGGGGCAGCGGCGAGGAGGAGCACCGAACCUGCAGCUCCUUGGCGCAGAGAAGAAGAAGAAGCAGCAAAAGCAGCAGGAGGCACAGGAGGAGGAGGAGGAGGACGCCGCUCCUGCUCGGGGCCUCCUGAAGCGUUGUGUGGAGACCCGGGAGCGUGGUGAAGAGGAGCUGCGGCAGCGGGAGGCGCAGCAGCUCGACUUCCGCUCCUUGCUGGGACGCCGCGCCGGCAGCCAGAGACAAUCAGACGAGGACCUGAGGGAGGCCGGCCUCGCAGCCCCCGCCGCCUGGGACCGCCAGAUGGAUUUUAAGGCAAACCUGAAGGGUGUCGGCGUCAAGCCCAAGUCCCUGUCGGAGGAGGAGCGCAAGGUGAACUCCCCUCAGCAGGUCGACUUCCGCGCCGUCCUGGGGAAGAAGGGCGGCGCUGCAAACAGCAACAAACCCGCCGCCGCCGACCCGCCCGCCAAGAACGCCGGCGGCAGCAACGACUUUCGCUCCGUUCUGGCCAACAAGAAGAAACAGGCGACCCCAGAGAAGAACGGUGAGAACGGCGGCGCCAAAACCACCGAGAAGGACGGCGGUAAGACAACAGUCAACAACUGCGUGGAUGGAGGGAUUAAUGAGAAGAAAAGCAGCGGUGGAGGAGGAGGAGGAGGAGGAGGAGGAGGAGGAGGAGCAGCGGGGAAGGAGCUGCAGUUCAUGGAGAAGCUGAGCAAUGUGACGGUGCUGGACGGGCAGCGGCUGCGGCUGCAGUGCCGCCUGGCGAGCAGCGACGCACGGGACGUCACCGUGACCUGGACUCUGGACGGCAAGGUCGUCAAACCCUCCAAGUUCAUCGUGCUCGCCAAUGAAGGAGGCCUGCUCUCCCUCACCAUAGACAAAGCUCUCCCAGAGGACGAGGGCGAGUACAGGUGCAGGGCGGAGAGCUCAGCAGGCCGAGCCGAGUGCUCCUGCAUGGUGCUGGUGGAUGACCCGACAGAGAACUCUCCAGCUGACAAGAAGUCGAAGAAGGCGACUCCGACCUCAGAGAGUGAGGCCAGAAUAAAGAAGCCGACAGCCAAGACUCCUCCAAAACAGGCCCUGCCCCCUCAGAUUCUGCAGUUCCCAGAGGACAUGAAGAUCCUGGCGGGCGAGAAGGUGGAGAUCGUCUGCAGGUUCUCCGGGGCUCCGCCCAUCACCUGCACCUGGCUCAAGUUCAGGAAGCCGAUCCAGGAGGGCAGCGGUGACAUCAGCAUCAGCGGUGGCGAGGGCAGCAGUCAGCUGACCAUCGGCAGCGGGCAGCAGGAGCACUGUGGCUGCUACACGGUGGAGCUGAGGAACGCCUACGGCCUCCGCCAGGCCGCACUCAACCUCACCAUCGUCGACAAACCCGACCCCCCCGCCAAGGUUCCUGCGGCGUCGGACAUCCGGCGGUCCAGCCUGACGCUGUCGUGGUACGGCCCGACCUACGACGGAGGCAGCGCCGUGCAGUCCUACAACCUGGAGAUCUGGGACUCUGUGGAGAAGGAGUGGAAACACCUGGUCUCCUGCAACAGCACCUCCUACAACGUACAGAACCUUCUCCCAGAGCGUCAGUAUAAGUUCCGUGUCCGAGCAGUGAACAUCUACGGAGUGGGAGAACCAAGCGCCGAGUCUGAGCCCGUCACUGUGGGACUGGCGGAGGACGACGAAAACCAUGAGGAGGAGGCAGAGGAGGAGGAUGAUGACUUAGAGAAGGAGCCGGACUACCGGGACGUGACAAUCAGGACGGACAUGAAGGUGAAGGAGCUGUACGACGUGGAGGAGAGGCUGGGAACGGGGAAGUUUGGUCAGGUGUUCAAGUUGGUGGAAAAGUCCACCAAGAAGGUUUGGGCAGGAAAGUUCAUCAAGGCAUACUCGGCCAAGGAGAAAGAGAACGUUCGGCAGGAGAUCGGCAUCAUGAACAGCCUGCACCACCCCAAACUGGUCCAGUGUAUUGACGCCUUCGAGGGCAAGUCAGACAUCGUCAUGGUCCUGGAGAUGAUCUCUGGUGGCGAGCUGUUUGAGCGGAUCAUUGACGAGGACUUUGAGCUGACGGAGAGGGAGGUGAUCAAGUACAUGCUGCAGAUCGUCGAUGGCGUCAGCUUCAUCCACAAGCAGGGCAUCGUCCACCUGGACCUCAAACCAGAGAACAUCAUGUGUGUGAACAAGACUGGCAGCAAAAUCAAACUCAUCGACUUCGGCCUCGCCAGACGACUAGAAAAUGCAGGAACACUGAAGGUUUUGUUUGGGACUCCGGAGUUUGUGGCUCCAGAGGUGAUAAACUACGAGGCCAUCAGCUACCCGACCGACAUGUGGAGUAUAGGAGUCAUCUGCUACAUCCUGGUGAGCGGUCUCUCUCCCUUCAUGGGCGAUAAUGAUAAUGAGACUCUUUCCAACGUCACCUCAGCCACCUGGGACUUUGAGGACGAAGCCUUCGAUGAAAUCUCCGACAAUGCCAAGGACUUCAUCACCAAUCUGCUGAAGAAGGACAUGAAGGCCCGGCUGACCUGUGCUCAGUGUUUUGAACACACCUGGCUGAAGCAGGACACCAACACCAUGAAGGCCAAGAAACUUUCCAAAGAGAGGAUGAAGAAGUACAUCCUGAGGAGGAAGUGGCAGAAAACGGGCCACGCCGUGCGAGCCAUCGGCCGGCUGUCGUCCAUGGCCAUGCUGGCUGGAGUCAGCGCCAAGAAGGGCUCGCCUACCGAAGAGGAUAACCAGUUCCUGGAGUGUUUGGAAUACGAACAGAAGACCGAGUGCAAGCCGUCCUUCAGCUCUGUCAUCAAAGACGUGGAGGUGGUGGAGGGCAGCGCCGCCCGCUUUGACUGCAAGAUAGAGGGUUACCCGGACCCGGAGGUGGUUUGGUACAAAGACGACCAGCCGAUCAAAGAGACGCGACACUUCCAGAUCGACUACGACGAGGACGGGAACUGCAGCCUUGUCAUUUCUGAGGUUUCAGGCGACGAUGAUGCCAAAUACACGGUGAAGGCCGUCAACAGUCUGGGCGAAGCGACCUGCACCGCUGAGCUGCUGGUGGAGGUGAUGGCUGGAGAGGAAGAGGAGGAAGAGGAGGAGGAGGAGGAGGAGGAGUAGGAGUAAGCAGCGUCCGUCUGGACUCCACAGCAGGAGGAGGUCGGGUGUUGAACCCUCUCAGGAAACCGGACUGAAGCGGUUCAGCAUCCUGUCAGUUUGUUCUGAUCAAAGAUGGUGGAUAAACACAAAGAUGGUGCCCUCGGUUGUUAGAGCCUGGCAGCCUGUCCUGCCUGCUGUGCCCUUCAGCUCCCCCUACAGUUUGUUCAGCAUGACAACAGCAGCUGUUUCCCUCCAGCAGCACUGCUGCAGGUGCAGCCACACGCAGACGACACUCACCUUUACCUGUCCUGCUGUCUGACUGCACUCUGAGGGCCUCACUAACAUCAAGAUUGUUACCAUAGCAACAGGCCUACACAGUCCUCAAAUGAAUUUAUUUUUCUCAUUAUUGAUUAUUAUUGUUUCUCAUUAUUCAUCACAACAGCAUGAUUUUUUUUCUCAGUAUAAGGACACUUUUAGCUUUUAUAAAAUCCUGCUUGGAUCAGCCUCAGAUGUUGCAAACAGCAAAUUAUCCACAGUUUCUCCAUCCUGAUUCAGGACAGUCAGAGCAGCACCAUCUCUAUAUUUAAUCCACUAUCUUUUCCAGGUGUGCCAGGUGGGUGGGGCUUCUCACACCAGAACCCUUCUCAUUGGAUCAGGUGAAGUUGGCGAUCAAUGAAAGCAAAACACAAAUAAUUUUUAAAGCUCCGUCCCAGUUCCUCUGCAUGUUCAGAGUUUCCUCUCCAGAACGUUCCUCUGAUCUCCUCCCAAAGUGAGCAGUGGGAUUUCAGAGCUG